Molecule: messenger RNA, 1840 nt
Organism: Tachyglossus aculeatus (Australian echidna)
Lineage: Eukaryota; Metazoa; Chordata; Mammalia; Monotremata; Tachyglossidae
Gene: REPIN1
Product: replication initiator 1
Exons: 3
Coding region: 151-1689 (512 amino acids)
Biological process (GO): regulation of transcription by RNA polymerase II
Molecular function (GO): RNA polymerase II cis-regulatory region sequence-specific DNA binding; DNA-binding transcription factor activity
Source: RefSeq, a predicted model, not a curated record
CACCCAACGGACAAGUGACGGAGCCGGAAUUAGAACCGAGGGACCCCGCUUUCCCGAGACAAACUUGUGGCGCACCUGGACGGAGGGGAGGAGCCUUGCAGCAGUGGACUUGUCCUGGCCACCGGCGGGGGAGUGGCGUGCUGUGGCACCAUGAGCUCGGAGGGUCGCGGUCCUGAGCCCCCACAGCAGGACGCCCACCCCGGGGACCCCGGGGACCCCGUCCGGCCCGCCCCGCCCCCCGAGCCCGCCCGGCCGCGGGUGAGGAGGGGGCUCCGGCCAGCGCGGCGUUCGGGCCCGGGGGCGUCCUGCCGGUGCGUGCGGUGCGGGAGGCGGUUCCCGGGGCGGGCGGCCCUGCGGGUCCACGCCCGGCGACGCCACGGCCGGGGGCGGCCGGCCCUGGCCUGCCCCGAGUGCGGGCGGCGGUUCAGCCACGCGCCCUUCCUGGCCCUCCACCGGCGGGCACACCUGGCGGGCGGCCAGCUCAGCUGCCACCGGUGCGGGCGAGGCUUCCCGCACUGGGCCGCCCUGGCGCUGCACGAGAGGAGCCACGCGGAGCCGCAGCUCUUCGCCUGCACUGACUGCGAGCGCUGCUUCGCCCACCGACGCCAGCUCAUGGCCCACCAGCGCUGCCACCCGCCCGCCCCGCGCCGCUUCAUCUGCGGCGGCUGCGGGCAGAGCUUCGCCUGGUGGGCCGAGCUGGUGGCCCACAAGAGGGUCCACAUGCCCGGGCCCCGCCCCCGGGGCCGCCCGGCCCUGGGCACGGCCCCGGGCCCGCCGGGGGCGGAGGACCGGCCCUUCCAGUGCGCCCGCUGCGACAAGCGCUUCCGCCACAAGCCCAACCUCAUCGCCCACCAGCGGGUCCACACGGGCGAGCGGCCGCACCAGUGCCCCGACUGCGGCAAGCGCUUUGGCAACAAGCCCUACCUGACCUCCCACCGGCGCAUCCACACGGGCGAGAAGCCCUACGCCUGCCCGGAGUGCCAGCGCCGCUUCCGCCACAAGCCCAACCUGCUGUCCCACCGCAAGAUCCACCAGCGGGACCGGCCCUUCCCGUGCCCGGCCUGCGGGAAGCGCUUCACCCACAGGACCCACCUGCUGGCCCACCAGCGGGCCCACCCGGCCCCGGACGGGCCCUUCCUCUGCCCGCAGUGCCCCCGGAGCUUCGCCCACCAGCGCUCCCUGCGUGCCCACCAGCGGCUGCACGCCGGCCAGCGCCCCUUGGCCCGGGCCCAGGUGGCCAACCCGGCCGGCCGGCUCCGCCCGGCCGAGCGCCCCUACCCCUGCCCCGACUGCGGCCGCCGCUUCGCCCAGAAGGACCGCCUGGCCGCCCACCGGCAGGACCACGCCGAGGAGCGCCCCUUCCAGUGCCCCGACUGCGGCAAGGGCUUCCGCCACAAGCCCUACCUGGUGGCCCACCGCCGCAUCCACACGGGCGAGCGCCCCUUCCUCUGCCCGGACUGCGGCAAGGCCUUCAGCCAGAAGUCCAACCUGGUGUCCCACCGGCGCGUCCACACGGGCGAGAAGCCCUUCCCCUGCCCCGACUGCGGCCGCCACUUCAGCCAGAAGUCCAACCUCAUCACCCACCGCAAGAGCCACAGUGGCGAGCGGCCCUACUCCUGCGCCCAGUGCGGCGAGAGCUUCGGCUACAAGCAGAAGUACCUGGCCCACCAGAAGAAGCAUGCCCCCUGAAGUCAGCCCGCCCCCGCCCCCCGUCCACCCGAACGCUGAUUCUCCCAUCCGCCCGAACCCUCAUUCUCCCCCUCCUCUCGUCCCCUCCCAAGCGCCCGGUACAGUGCUCCGCACAGAGUAAUGGUAGUUGUGGUGUUCGUUAAAGCGCUUA